This is a messenger RNA of Elephantulus edwardii (Cape elephant shrew), 720 nucleotides long. Its product is annotated as calcyclin-binding protein-like. The record is from RefSeq and is a predicted model, not a curated record. Gene Ontology annotation, molecular function: tubulin binding; S100 protein binding; ubiquitin protein ligase binding. The transcript has a single exon. Gene Ontology annotation, cellular component: nucleus. Bases 2 to 694 code for a protein of 230 amino acids. Lineage: Eukaryota; Metazoa; Chordata; Mammalia; Macroscelidea; Macroscelididae. Gene Ontology annotation, biological process: heart development.
CAUGGCUUCUGCUUUGGAAGAGCUACAGAAAGAUCUAGAAGAGAUAAAAGUGUUCCUGGAAAAGACCAGUAGAAAAAGAAUCCGUGAUGCCCUUACAGCUGAAAAAUCCAAGAUUGAGACCGAAAUCAAGAACAAGAUGCAGCAGAAAUCAGAAGGGAAAGCAGACACCCAUGACAGUGAAAAGCCCGCAGCUGUGGUAAAUCCCAUUACAAUGGGGUAUACAGUGAAAAUCAGCAAUUAUGGAUGGGAUCAGUCAGAUAAGUUUGUGAAAAUUUACAUCACUUUAACUGGAGUCCAUCAAGUCCCCGCUGAGAAUGUGCAGGUGCAUUUCACAGAGAGGUCAUUCGAUCUUCUGGUGAAGAACCUAAAUGGGAAGAAUUACUCAAUGAUCGUGAACAACCUUUUGAAACCUAUCUCUGUUGAAGGCAGUUCAAAAAAAGUCAAGACUGAUACAGUUCUUAUCUUGUGUAGAAAGAAAGCUGAAAACACACGGUGGGACUAUCUAACUCAGGUUGAGAAAGAAUGCAAAGAGAAAGAAAAGCCUUCCUAUGACACUGAAACAGAUCCCAGUGAGGGAUUGAUGAAUGUUCUAAAGAAAAUUUAUGAAGAUGGAGAUGAUGAUAUGAAGCGAACAAUUAAUAAAGCCUGGGUAGAAUCAAGAGAGAAGCAAGCCAAAGGAGAUACAGAAUUUUGAGACUUUUAAAGGUCCUUUUGGGAACU